Molecule: messenger RNA, 1484 nt
Organism: Acanthochromis polyacanthus (spiny chromis)
Lineage: Eukaryota; Metazoa; Chordata; Actinopteri; Pomacentridae
Product: carbohydrate sulfotransferase 8-like
Exons: 2
Coding region: 12-944 (310 amino acids)
Biological process (GO): proteoglycan biosynthetic process; carbohydrate biosynthetic process
Cellular component (GO): membrane
Molecular function (GO): sulfotransferase activity
Source: RefSeq, a predicted model, not a curated record
UGAAGAGUUUGAUGGUGUUGAUGUGGGCGGUUAUUUUUUUUAUCCUCAUCGUGCAGUACUUCAACAACCCGUUCAAAAGUGGUGGAGAGGAGGCAGUCUUGCAGCAGAGGAUGGCGACAAUACAGGAGUCGCGGCGCCGCCUGCUGGCAGAGGUGUGCUCUAAGUACCAGGCGGGCAUGGGCCAGCAGUCGCUGUCCAAGCGGCAGAUGUCUCCGAUCUACGUGGAGGACCGGUCGCGGCUGCUGUACUGUGGAGUGCCCAAAGUCGGCUGCUCCAACUGGAAGAGGGUUCUGAUGGUUCUGAGUGGCGCCACCACCUCCUCCGUCCGGGACAUUUCUCACUAUGCAGCACAUUUCGCCAACCACCUGCGGCGGCUGGACAGCUACGACCCCGAUGGCAUCGCCCAGCGGCUGCUAUCCUACACCAAGGUGCUGUUCGUCAGGGAGCCAUUGGAGCGGCUGGUGUCGGCCUUCCGGGACAAGUUCGAGAAUCCAAGCCCGUAUCAUCACGCCGUGUUUGGGCGUGCCAUUAUUUCCAGGUACCGAGUGAACGCCACGCUCACAGCGCUGCGCUCCGGCGACGGCGUUACCUUCAGGGAGUUCAUCCAGUACCUGGUGGAUGAUCGGAGGCCGGUGGGGAUGGACGUCCACUGGCAGACCGUCAGCCACCUGUGCAACCCCUGUCUGCUGAGCUACGACUUCAUCGGCAGGUUUGAGAUAAUGGUGGAGGAAGCUAACUUCCUGCUGCGCAGCGUCGGCGCUCCGGCUAACCUCACCUACCCUGACUUCAAAGACCGGAACCCGCUGGAAGAAAGAACUUCCUCCAGAAUCACCCAGGAGUACCUCUCCCAGCUGAAUGCCACCGAGCGGCAGAGAGCCUUCGAGUUCUACAAUAUGGACUACCUGUUGUUCAACUACCCCAAACCCUUCCAGGACCUGCACUGACACCUGAGCUCACCUGUUGUCAGGUGAAUGAUGAUGAUGAAGGUGGAGGAAGAGCAGCUCAAUGGUUCCUGUCCACAGUCUUUAGACGGUUGUUUUUGUUCUGCUUCCCAACAUGGAGCCUGAUGGACUAGUUAAGGUUCAUUAACCCUUUAAGACCCACCAUUAUACAAGUCCGCCAGGACAUAUUUUUACAUUUUUACAUGUUGUGGUGCCAUUUUAUGGAGUAUUUUUACUUGCUUUACAUCAAAAUGACCCUGAUAUCCCAAAUUGUAAUAAUAUGUAUUGACUUAUGUCUUCACUACUACAAUAAAUUGCUUAAAGGUGCAAUACACCUUCAAACAAUGGAAAUUGUUUUUGUUUUUUUCAUAAAUAUUUCAAAAUACAGAAAUUGCAUAGCUAGAUCCAUCAAUUUUGUGAAUGUAAAAAAGUUGCACAAUAUCCUUUAGAACCACAGGAAAUUUAUUUGGAGUCUGUACAUCACUUGCUUUUUGAGAUAUGGUCAAUUUUGUAACCUGAAAAAAAAAAAAAAUAAAUAAAUAA